Messenger RNA from Metopolophium dirhodum (rose-grain aphid), 1578 nucleotides. RefSeq names its product dynein assembly factor with WD repeat domains 1. The transcript has 9 exons. Gene Ontology annotation, molecular function: protein binding. The record is from RefSeq and is a predicted model, not a curated record. NCBI's taxonomy places the organism in Eukaryota, Metazoa, Arthropoda, Insecta, Hemiptera, Aphididae. The coding region runs from base 202 to 1485 and encodes 427 amino acids.
AACAAGUACCAACUACCAAGUGUAGAACUAUAACCAUCAUUAUGUAUUAUAAUGUUAUCUUUUUAACGAAAUACUCAAAAUCAAUAAUAUUUAGAUCCAACAUUGUACUUAUGUAACUAUGGCAAUAUUGAAAAAGUUUUAUGCGGCAUGUUCAAUUGAACAAUAUUUAAGUUAAGUACUUACCUUUAAUAAAAGAUUUAUAUGAAAUUAAAUAAAUUUUAUAUAAGAUAUUAUCCACCAGGUAUUGUUUUUGAAUAUCAAAAGCAAAGGAAAAUAAAGCAAAAGAUUUUGGAUUUGUUUGAUAUUGAACGAAAUACAAAUGUAGAGAAACUAGCCGCGCAAAUUGCGAGCGAUGAACCAUUGAUCACUCCUAAAAUACUGCCUCAACUGGAAACGAUCUUGCAAAAACUUAAAGAUAAAACAUUGUUCAACAACUGGGAAAAUGUACACGAAUCUUUCAAUGUUGACAAAACUCUGAGCAGUGGCCAUUUGUUACCAAUAACAAAUGUAUCCAUUGACAAAUUCGGAGAUAUUUGCGCCACAGGAAGCUAUGACCGAACGUGCAAGAUUUGGAACACCCGGACGGGCGAAGAGACAUCGACGCUCAUCGGACAUGAGAACGCGGUGUACGUUGUGUCAUUGGCAAUCGCGGGAAGGGUGCUGACCGGAUCGUUCGACAAAACGGCGCGGAUAUGGUCGCUGGACAAUGAAGGCGAGUGCUUGUGCACCAUGCGUGGACAUUCAGCCGAGAUAGUCGCGGUGGCCGUUUACCGGUCCACGCAGACGGUGGCCACUUCAUCGAUGGACCAUACGACCAAGCUGUUUAACGCCGUUACAGGCCAAAACGUUGCCACAUUGAGGGGUCAUACUGGCGAAGUGGUGGUUAAUCAGUUUGAUAGAGAUGGAACGACGGUGCUCACUGGUUCUUUCGACAACACAAUCAAGAUUUGGGAUGUUCGCACUGCCCAAUGUACAGCAACACUGUAUGGCCAUACUGCUGAAUUGACUGCCUGUCACUACGACUUCAGUUGCAGAGCAAUCGCCAGCAGUUCAUUGGACGGCACGGCCAAGUUGUGGGAUGUGAGGAGGACUGACAGCUGUUGUCACACUAUUGCAGGCCAUACAGACGAGGUGCUAGACAUUUGCUUUGAUUCAGUUGGUCGUCGAGUGGCUACAGCGAGCAGUGAUUGUAGUGCUUGCAUCUGGGAUGUAAGCAGUGGAGACUUAAUUUCCGCAAUGAUUGAACACACAGGAGAAGUUACAAAAGUUUUUUGGGAACCGGCUGGACAUCAUCUGCUUACCGCAUCACAAGACCAUAGUUCUAUUAUUUGGGACACAGAAACCGGAGAAUGUUUACAAGAACUAAAAGGGCAUACUGAUCACAUAUUCUCGGUAUUAAUGAGCUAUCUAGGUGAUACAAUUUUGACGGCUUCUAAAGAUAAUACUUGUUGUGUUUGGCAAAAAUUUAAUUCAAAAAAUAAUUAAAACGUAUAAUAUAAAUUAAUUCUAUUUUAAAUUUACCAAUUAUUAAUAGAAUAUUUAAAUAUAUCAGACUUUUUGUACAACAUCAAAAUGUAA